AUGUCCAAACCCUGGGCUCUGGUCUGCCCGACCUCCCGCGGCAUAGGCCACCACCUCACGCGCGCCCUCCUCCGCCGCACCACCCUGCCCAUCCUGGCGACGUGCCGCUCCGACCCAGACGGGACCAAAUCCGCGCUGCUGGCCGACCUCCCCGGCGAUGAGAGUUCGCUCUCGUCCAGACUGCACAUGGCCCGCAUCGACGUGACGGACGAGGACAGCGUGCGCGCCGCCGCCGAGUCGUGCGCGUCCAAGCACUUCCCCCGGGAGGGGGGCCACCACCUCCGGCUGGCUUUUGCCCUGCCCGGCGUGCUGCGCGUCGACAAGGCCGUCGAGCACGUCGACUACGCCCAGACGCUCGACUCGUUCCGGAUCAACACCCUCGGGCCCUUGAUGCUGAUGAAGCAUUUCGCCCGCUUCCUGCCCCGCGGCCGCUCAGACAUGGGCAGCGAGGGUGGUGACGACAAGGGGGUGCUCCCGAACCACUCGGUAUGGGUCAACAUGUCGGCGCGUGUCGGGUCCGUCCAGGACAACAGGCAAGGAGGCUGGUACACGUACCGUGCCUCCAAGGCCGCCGUCAACAGCCUCACUCGCACCUUCGACUGGCAGCUUCGGAAUCGUGCCGGGCGGGGCGAGGCUGCCUUCGCGGUGGCGUACCACCCGGGGACCGUCAAGACGGAUUUCUCAAAGGAGUUUUGGUCCGGUGCUGAGGCGAGAGGGGACCUGCAGGACCCGGAAAAGGCGGCCGAGAGGAUGCUGGAUGUUAUAUUGGGGCUGAAGCCUGAGCAGAGAGGCAGGAUCUGGGACUGGAAGGGAACAGAGGUGCCGCCAUAG
Messenger RNA from Pyricularia oryzae 70-15, 831 nucleotides. RefSeq names its product short-chain dehydrogenase/reductase SDR. Lineage: Eukaryota; Fungi; Ascomycota; Sordariomycetes; Magnaporthales; Pyriculariaceae. The record is from RefSeq and is a predicted model, not a curated record. The coding region runs from base 1 to 831 and encodes 276 amino acids. The transcript has a single exon.